Laccaria bicolor S238N-H82 is the source of this 998-nucleotide messenger RNA. RefSeq lists its product as uncharacterized. Gene Ontology annotation, molecular function: polyubiquitin modification-dependent protein binding. The record is from RefSeq and is a predicted model, not a curated record. Lineage: Eukaryota; Fungi; Basidiomycota; Agaricomycetes; Agaricales; Hydnangiaceae. Gene Ontology annotation, cellular component: cytosol. The transcript is spliced from 4 exons. Bases 1 to 870 code for a protein of 289 amino acids. Gene Ontology annotation, biological process: ubiquitin-dependent protein catabolic process.
AUGGCAGCAGAACAAGCAGAACAAGCUUUUGCCAGGACAUUCCUCAAUACCCUAUCAACGCAACCCAUCACCUAUUCCGAUGACUACCAGCAACCAUCACAGAACUCUCUCAAGAGAGUUCCCGUUCUCCAGAUUCCUGUCCCCCCGCCCCCCGAACGUAAAACCCAAUCACAAACGUCUACCUCUUCCUCGGCCUCCAUCUCGCUCGUGUUCAAGUCCCUGAAGCCUCCUGCCUCCUACACGGUUUCAGUCCAACCCACAGACACCAUAUCUUCUAUAAAAGCACAACUCGCUGCUCAGCCCACCGCUCCACCCGCAGACGCGCAACGCCUCCUCCUUAAAGGCAAAGCACUCGCUGACGCGAAGCUUCUUCAAGAGUAUAGCAUAAAGAACGGUGACACUGUCAAUCUUGUGCUCAAACCUGGGUUUGAUUGGGAUCCUACAAAGCCGCCUACGCCUAAAUCGCCUGAAGUUACUACUAUGGCCUCACCGUCUCCUUCGUCGUUGCAACCCAGCCCCAGCGUGAAACCUAGUGGUGGCAAGAAGCAUCAACGCAUCCCGUCUGUGGUGCUUUCCCCCUCACCUUCGAAUGAUAAUCUGGGCGGAGUGGAGAAGGAUAUUAUGCUCACGCUCGAUGCAGGCACUAUGCCUAGCCCUGUCGUCCAGCAGGAAUCAACGUACUACACCACUGUGGUGAAACCCGAAUUUUGGGAGAGGUUAUACGCGUUCUUGAAGUUGGAAUUCGUUACUCCUGCCGACGCGUAUCUGGCGUUUGAGGACUUUUUGUGCGCGACGAAAGGCUCGCUAACGCCGAGUGAGAUUGCGAAGAUUCGUGAUCAGGUCGGCGUUGUGGGCAUGGCUGGUACUUGAGGCGAAUCAAUGAAAAAAUGAUUCUUUCAAGGGAAGAAUAGAUGUUACUCGUGUACACCCCCUUUUUUGUUGGAAUUAGUUUAGCAUUCAGACAUAUUAUGUAGAACGGUCAAUAAACGAGUGGCCCU